Messenger RNA from Anthonomus grandis grandis, 810 nucleotides. Its product is annotated as glutathione S-transferase-like. Lineage: Eukaryota; Metazoa; Arthropoda; Insecta; Coleoptera; Curculionidae. The record is from RefSeq and is a predicted model, not a curated record. The coding region runs from base 142 to 759 and encodes 205 amino acids. Gene Ontology annotation, molecular function: glutathione transferase activity. Gene Ontology annotation, biological process: glutathione metabolic process. The transcript has 5 exons.
UUUACAUAAAAAAUAUUCCUGUAAAUUCCUUAUCAUGCUCUCAAACAAAUCAUUUAUCAAGUAUAAAACGUUUAGUGCUUUAUAUAUACUUAUGAUAAGAAAUUAAAUGUACAUAAUUUGAGGAUAUAAAAGGUGCGAACCAUGGCCCCAAAGUACAAAUUAACUUACUUCAAUAUGCCCGGCCGUGCUGAGCCUAUACGGUUUAUUUUCGCAUAUGCGGGACAGGAUUAUGAGGAUUUUAGGAUAAACCUUGAUCAGUGGGCUGAAAUUAAACCCUCAACACCCUUUGGACAAGUUCCAGUCUUAGAAGUAGACGGUAAGCUCGUCGGAGAAUCAAGAGCGAUCUGCAGAUAUUUAGCUAAGCAAUUUAAUUUGCUUGGUGAAAAUGACUGGGAAGCAUUACAAGCUGAUAUGUUCGUAGAUGCUUUGGAAAGUUGCAAACAAGUAAUAAUGAGAACCAUGAAAGAAACUGACCCGGAUAAAAUUAAAGAAAUCAAACAGCAAGCGGCGAACUUUUUAAAGAAAUUUGACGAAGCUAUUGCUAGUAAUCCAGCAGGACUUUUAGUAGGCUCUAAGGUUACUUGGGCCGACUUAUAUUUUGCAGCAUCACUUCCUAACACUAUUGAAAGGCAUCCGGACAUUGCAAAACCUUUUUCAGCCUUGACGAGUCUCAUAAAACAAAUAAAUAAUUUACCCAGUAUCAAAGAGUGGCUAGAAAAAAGGCCAAAAAGUGACUUCGUACCACCACCGAGAAACUAGACAAAAAUCAAUGUUUGAUGCAAUAAAAACGAAAAAAUAAAGAAUGCAAAA